GAGACAAGUGCCAGGAGGACCAUUCUUACCACAAAUUCAAAGGACAGUUCCCAGCACCAGAGAUGGGUGAAUCAAUCAUCUACAUCCGGCAUAUUGAGUUGCUGGGAUUUGAGAAGCGAUUUUUCCCCAGCCAACACUAUGUUUAUAUGUUUUUGGUGAAAUGGCAAGACCUGUCAGAAAAAGUUGUGUAUCGGAAGUUCACAGAGAUCUAUGAGUUCCAUAAAGUUUUGAAGGAAAUGUUUCCAAUUGAAUCGGGGGAAAUUAACACAGAGAGUAGGAUAAUCCCUCACUUGCCAGCUCCACGGUGGUUUGACAGCCAACGCGCCACUGAAAACCGGCAAAAUACUCUGUCCGAAUACUUCUCUGCCUUGAUCAAUCUUCCACGCAAGAUCUCCCGUUGUGUGCACAUCUUAAGCUUCUUCAAAGUCAGACCAGAUGAUCUGAACCCUUCUACUGCAAACCACCCCAAGAAACCAGAAACAUUCCUGAUACCAAAAGAUUCAAAGAAGAUUGCAACAGCCCCAAGAAACCAGAAACAUUCCUGA
Messenger RNA from Ahaetulla prasina, 545 nucleotides. Its product is annotated as neutrophil cytosol factor 1-like. Gene Ontology annotation, biological process: respiratory burst; superoxide anion generation. The record is from RefSeq and is a predicted model, not a curated record. Gene Ontology annotation, molecular function: superoxide-generating NADPH oxidase activator activity; phosphatidylinositol binding. The coding region runs from base 63 to 545 and encodes 160 amino acids. Lineage: Eukaryota; Metazoa; Chordata; Lepidosauria; Squamata; Colubridae. Gene Ontology annotation, cellular component: cytoplasm; NADPH oxidase complex. The transcript is spliced from 6 exons.